GCGAACGGCGUCAGCAAGCCUGCCGAGUGGACGCACGCACACCUACUCGACAUAGAUGGAAUUAUAAUAAUGGGAUACCACUGGGUUCUGCUUAUGGUCUUAAUGCAGCUCCAUUCAGGCAGCUCCAGGCCCGUCAUUUCCCCGGACGUACCGGAGCUCACCGUGAAACAGAGCGACACGUUGGUCCUGCGUUGCCAGGGCAACGGGCCAGUGCGAUGGCAACGGGAGGAUCGGCCUCGUUCACUGGUCAGGGAGGAGCACAGGGACGGCGAGGUGUCCACCAUCCGCGUGGAACACGUCCAGCAGCCUCACCGGGGCCGAUACACAUGUCUGGAGGAGCGUUCUGCGGAGACGAGCUCCAUCCAUGUGUAUGUUAAAGCCUUCCUCUCGGCAGAUCCUAAAAACGCCUUCAGGGUAGCCAUCAUCACGGACAUCAUGGCAGGAUCUGACGCCCCCGCCUACAUCCCGUGCCUGGCCACCGACCCCAACCUGACCGACCUGCGACUGGAGAGAUGCGACGGGCGGCCCCUGCCUGCUGGGAUGCGGUACACCGCCAGCACCGCGACAGGCAUGGCAAUCGCCGACGUUCGCCUCGCCUAUGAGGGAUGUUACGUCUGCAUGGCAACCCUGAACGGAAAGCCUGUGCACUCUGCGCAAUAUAAACUCAGCGUGCGGCCAGCUCCAGACGGGCCCCCACCCAUCAACCUGCAGGAACUCAGCAGGGUGGUCCUGACCCAGGGCCAGAGACUCAUCCUCACCUGCUCCACCUCCAAUGUCAACAGUGACAUCAAGGUCAACUGGUUUCCACCGCCUGGAGUGACAGCGUCUGUGCAUCUGAGCUCCCAUCUCUCAGUGGAGCCUGUCUCCCACAACCGUACGGCGACCCUCCGCAUAGCGGCCGUGUCGAUGCAGGACUCCGGAAACUACCGCUGCCAGGCUGAAAACACCAAGGGCACCAGUGCCAAGGCAGUCUGGGUGGAUGUCUACAGUAAGGGAUUUAUUAACCUGACACAGGUAGACAAAAGUAUUUGGAGAGUGAGAGAAGGACAGAGCCUUUCCUUGCGUGCCACUAUGGAGGCCUAUCCCAAACCCCACACCAUCUCCUGGAGCUACGAUGGACGCCAUCUCAGCAACACAACUGACCACACAAUCAGCACACACUCAGAGGCACACAGCAGUUAUAGCAGUGAUCUGAGGCUGGUGCGUUUGAAAGUAUCAGAAAGUGGUGUCUACACCUUUACGGCUUCAAACGCUGACGUGACCAUCCAUCAAACGUUUGAAGUUCACGUCAUAAGUAAACCAGAAAUUGUCUCUUAUGAUGGGCCGGUUGAUGGACAGGUGCGCUGUGUAGCUGAGGGGUAUCCCACACCCCAGAUCACAUGGUUUUACUGUGACCAGCCUUAUGUCAGGUGUUCUAACGUCCUGAAUGCCACCCAAGAGGAAGAGGAUGUCAUCACGGUAACCAUGACGAACCCCCCCUUUGGGAAGGGAGCCGUGGAGAGUCGCCUGAACAUCACCAAAAGCAAUUACCCCACCCUGGAGUGUGUGGCUUCAGCCGAAGGAGAGAUCGUGUACACGCUCUUCUCUAUCAGUGAACGCACUGUCCCUCAUGAGCUCUUCACUCCGCUGCUGAUUGGUUUCUCGUCGGCAGCUGCCAUCCUCUGCCUCAUCCUGUUCAUUCUGGCCUACAAGUACAUGCAGAAACCAAAAUAUCAGAUACAGUGGAAGGUCAUCGAAGGAAUCCAUGGCAACAACUAUGUGUAUAUUGACCCUACCCAGCUUCCGUAUGACCACCAGUGGGAGUUUCCUCGAGACAAGCUACGUUUCGGGAAAACUCUGGGAUCGGGAGCGUUUGGAAAAGUGGUGGAGGCCACAGCGUACGGAAUGUCGAAGGCCGAUACGGUGAUGACCGUGGCAGUGAAAAUGCUUAAACCAAGUGCCCAUGCCACUGAGAAAGAGGCUCUAAUGUCAGAGCUGAAGGUGCUCAGUUACCUUGGUAACCACAUAAACAUUGUCAACUUACUGGGAGCCUGCACUGUUGGAGGUCCAACUCUGGUGAUCACCGAGUACUGUUGCUUUGGUGACUUGCUGAACUUCCUGCGUAGAAAGCGCGAUUCCUUCUGCUGUUCCAGACUGGGAGAGGACUGUUACUACAGGAACGUCAUGUUACAGCCAGAGUCGGGUGAAAACAGAAAUGGCUACAUGACCAUGAGACCUUCAGUUAUGGGACCUGCGUCCUCUGAUAAACCACGUUCACUCCAUAAAGGUAGUGCAUCAUACAGCGACUGCGAUGUGGUCAGUGAGGUUCUGCAGGAGGACGGCCUGGCUCUGGACACUGAAGACCUUCUCAGCUUUUCCUAUCAGGUUGCCAAGGGAAUGGACUUCUUGGCAUCCAAAAACUGUAUUCACAGGGACCUGGCAGCCAGAAACAUUCUCCUCACACAAGGCAGAGUGGCUAAGAUUUGUGACUUUGGCCUCGCCCGAGACAUCACUACUGACUCCAACUAUGUAGUGAAGGGCAACGCCCGUCUCCCAGUGAAGUGGAUGUCUCCAGAGAGCAUCUUCGAGUGUGUGUACACGUUUGAGAGCGACGUCUGGUCUUACGGCAUCUUACUGUGGGAGAUCUUCUCUCUCGGGAGUAGCCCUUAUCCGGGGAUGCCUGUGGACUCCAAAUUCUACAAGAUGAUAAAGGAGGGCUAUCGAAUGGAUUCACCUGAGUUUUCUCCAAAUGAAAUGUAUGAAAUCAUGCAGUCAUGCUGGGAUGCAAAACCCUUUAAGAGACCCUGUUUUGGCAAGAUAGUGGAGAUGAUUGAACAGCAAAUCUCAGACAGUACCAAGCAUAUCUAUCUGAACUUUAGCUCCAGGCUGCCUGUGCUCCCUGGACCCCAUGAGGAGCUCACAUCUCAGGUCUUGCGCCUCGGCCCAGCCAGAGGCAAUCACAGCGGCCCCGCCCAACCACUGCUGUGCAGCGACGAUGUCUUCCUGGAGAGCGAGGUCCCCAGGCAGACGCGCGGACCGCAGAAAGCUCCCUCUGGCAUGUGCUGAGCGUGUGACUCACCUCCCCCCGAGAUGACCCACCCUUCUGACAGACCUGGGUCAGUGUAGCACGCAAGGGCUAGUGGAAGAAGUGCAGCCCGGCUCAAUCGCUGGAGCAGAACGCAUUCGUAUCGCCUUUACGCUCUCUCCCUUCACAGAUGUACAUAGUGCACCCACCGGUCAGGGGGACAUACCUUUUCCAGUCUUUUCCCCAUUUCUUGGGGACAGUGGGAUCAUGGGACAUUGAGUUUUAGAGAGAAGGUUCCAGUUUGUUCUUUGAUAUUUUCCACAGUGGUUGACUGUGGCACCUUUACGUCUGCCUGGCAGACUCGGUUCAUCCAUGGUACGACUUUUAACUCUGCACAGGUACGGAGGACAGAGGUUUUCACAUGUAAAACAUCUUAUUAACGUUCUUAACAGCUUCACUGCUAUGCCUUCUCUCUUCAUUAGCGCGUCUUUGCGACAGCGGGGCUUAAGGGUGUGUUUAAGGGUGAUCCAGAAAGCUGCAGGAUGUGAUUGCGCUCUCGCCUUCAGCACUGUGUCUCCUGCAAGGCAGGUCCGUUCAGCUCGGUGCUGGAAUUGGCUUCACCUUUUCCAAACAGCAGUGUCUGGUGUGAAGGUUUAACCAACAUCUGCGCGGCUUCCCGGAGACAGUGGAUCAGCUGUUUCACGCGUUUGUCUUUUCUCGGCUCCAGUUUUGAGAAACUGAAGGGUAGAGAUGGAUUAUGAGGACCCGGGACAGCUGCAUGAAUCAAAUACAGGACUCACAUCACCCUCAGAACUCUUUAAUUUCUCAGUUGGUUUGUUGGCUAGUUUUUUUUUCUUGUUCUUUAAAUAUCAGAUUCUUAUUAGUUUCAUGUUUGGAUUUUGGGCAUAUGUUAUUAUUAUUUGAUUUUUUAAAUGUUAAAUAUGACUUUUAUUGAACCAGAUUCAAAGAACAUCACAGCAUGUUGAAGUGUGAAAGAUGCUGCCCUUUUUGGGGGUUUUUUCUGUUUGUUUUCUCUUUGUUGACUUUCACAAGUUUCUGUUUCCAGUAAUAUUUCAGCUGAAAAAGUCACAGUAUUAUGCUUGGUUUAUAUGAAGGAUCCUGUGAUGUGUUGCGUGAAUUUCUGAAAUCCACAUACAGAUCUUGAGGCUGAACGAAAAUGUCAUUGGCUGGAAGAGGCGUUUCGCUCUUGUAUAUUUGUAUGCGUUUUGGGCUGGAUUUAGGGUUCGUUAAGGACUGCGUCCCUUUUCGUAGCAUCGGCUGUGUUUUCAGCAGCACGGCAGGCUUUGACUCCAACUUCAACAGGUCCAGGUGUUGUUAGAAAAGUAAAGUAAUACGUUUGUACAUUUGUAUUUUUUUUUUUUUUUUACUGAAGCUGGAUGCUGUAAGACACUGUACUGUAAUUUACACUUUCUGUUUGAAUAUAUUUCUUAUAUACAUAAAGCAGUUCUCUGUUCUUUAUAAAGCUGUUCUCUGUUCUUUCUGCUCUUUAUGUACAUGGUCAACAUUUUCAUGUUUCACAUUUUCAAGACUUGUUGAAUCGAUGUUUAAUUUAGCACGUUUGAAUCAAGCUUUACUAGGUGUGUGUGUGUUCACAAACCAAAGAGAACAGUUGUUACAAGAUACAAUAAUCGCUUUUUUUGGUUAUCAGCAAUCAGCAUUUAGACUGACAUUUUUCGGACACUGUUGUGCCUCACAGUUAAUAAUUCGUCUACAACUCUCUGCUCUUUAGCCAAUGGGAAUCUUCUAAAGAAAGAGCCAAUAGGAAGCUACUGCUGCUUAGAAAUGGGUGCCAAUAGAUACACGUUCUCCACAGGAACAGCCCAUGGGAGACAUCUCAGUUGAUCGGCCAAUGGGGAGGUAGAUGUUCUGAGGGAGAAGCAAUGAGAUUCUCAUUCGCUGUUGACCUGCCAAUGGGAAAAGGGCAAUCUUGCAUUACAAACUGAGAGUUUACUGGAAUCUCAAGACUAUGGGCUACACACUAAGCGAUUCACACUAUGCCAGGUAGUUAAGUUCUUACAUCUGUAGUCAGGACACCCGGUUAUCGCUCCCUCUCUGCUUCUCUCGUUCCCGCUCCCUCUCUUCCUCCCGCUCUCUUCCCAGUGUCUGUUCUUUGUGUCCAGCUGCUUCCUCCGGCGGAAGUGUUGCUUCCAUAGCGACUGAGUUGGGAAGAUCCCAGCCACGUUCUCUCCCACACUACAACAUCUCUCUCCUCUCUUCCCACACAGCUCCAUUGUUCUGAGGGGCAUCUGGCCAAGGCUGCUGUGUGUGUGGGUGUGUGUGUGUGUCUGUGUGUCUGGGGUGUGUGUGUGUGCAUCAGCGCGUGUGUUUAUUAUAGCAUAAAUGCAGGUCAUUUUUCUGGUAAGACAGGGCACUGAUGGCUUUUCCAACAGAGCAGUUUAACAACUGUCAGAUACACUGUACACCACAAACUGACCUUCUGCCUCCGGUUUGUGGAUGUGAUGCUGUUUUCCCCACUCUUUGAUAUGUGUAUAUGUGUAAUAUGUGUAAAUGAUAUAUAUAUAUUUUUUUUAGGGCCAUGUGGUACGGUCUUGCUUGUGCUGCAGACUUUAAGUGCAACUCUUUUUGGAAGUGUUCAUAAUACUACACAUUUGCUUUAUCCAUUGCAUAGAUGUUACUCUCCCAGUUCCACUCACAGCGUGUAUUUAAGUAUCAUAGUCCUUAGCUAGCAGGUUGGUGGUGUAUAUGUCUGCUGCACACAUACUCUAUUCAUAUUUCCACAAUCUGAUUACAUAUCGACUAACUUCGCCAUGUGACUAUAAAGCUUGGUAGUGAAACCGUAUUCUUGCAUGGAUUAAAGGUCUGUUUUUGGACUAAAGAGAGUAGAGGUUACUUUUGUUUCCUGAAGAGAAGGUGUGUUUUGUUUCUUUAUUGUAUAUUUAUUUUAUACUUUAUAUGUUUCAAACAUUUGAAAAGCUUUAUUGUGUAAAAACUGUGUUUAACAUGUCUUAUUAAUACACACUGUAAAUAAACUAUUGAAA
Messenger RNA from Electrophorus electricus (electric eel), 6024 nucleotides. RefSeq names its product KIT proto-oncogene, receptor tyrosine kinase a (gene kita). Gene Ontology annotation, cellular component: plasma membrane; signaling receptor complex. Gene Ontology annotation, molecular function: transmembrane receptor protein tyrosine kinase activity; growth factor binding; ATP binding. The record is from RefSeq and is a predicted model, not a curated record. Gene Ontology annotation, biological process: positive regulation of receptor signaling pathway via JAK-STAT; multicellular organism development; Kit signaling pathway. NCBI's taxonomy places the organism in Eukaryota, Metazoa, Chordata, Actinopteri, Gymnotiformes, Gymnotidae.